This is a messenger RNA of Ipomoea triloba (trilobed morning glory), 1613 nucleotides long. RefSeq names its product serine/threonine-protein phosphatase PP1. The record is from RefSeq and is a predicted model, not a curated record. Bases 259 to 1215 code for a protein of 318 amino acids. The transcript is spliced from 4 exons. NCBI's taxonomy places the organism in Eukaryota, Viridiplantae, Streptophyta, Magnoliopsida, Solanales, Convolvulaceae. Gene Ontology annotation, molecular function: protein serine/threonine phosphatase activity. Gene Ontology annotation, cellular component: nucleus; cytoplasm.
UUUGAAGCUUUCAACCGUAGAGAGAUUCUAUGUCCAAUAUCUGAUGAUAGUUUGCGUAUAUAGAGAGAGAAACCAGAGAGAGAGAGAGAGAGAGACAAACAAACAAUGAUGGACAACAUUCCCCACUGAUCUUUAUCUCCAUCCGCAAAUAAAAAAAAACACUUUCAUAUCCGCAUCUUGGAAAAUCUUGGCCCCGACAGGAAUUCGGCUUUCAAAAUCAUAAGAAUUAGAUUAGGAUUUUUGAAUUGGGAAGAACAGAUGAGUAUGAUGACAAUGGAGGGUGUCAUGGACACAGGGGUAUUGGAUGAUAUCAUAAGGAGGCUAUUGGAAGGCAAGGGAGGGAAACAGGUUCAGCUCUCCGAGGCUGAGAUCAGGCAGCUUUGCGUCAACGCUCGCCAAAUCUUUCUUUCUGAGCCUGCUCUCCUUCAGAUACGUGCCCCCGUCAGGAUCUGCGGUGACAUACAUGGCCAAUACCAAGACCUGUUAAGGCUCUUUGAAUAUGGUGGGUAUCCUCCUUCUGCAAACUAUCUUUUUCUUGGGGACUAUGUUGAUCGAGGCAAGCAGAGUUUGGAGACAAUAUGUUUGCUUCUGGCUUAUAAAAUACGAUAUCCUGACAGAAUGUUCCUUCUUAGAGGGAACCACGAGGAUGCAAAAAUCAACAGGAUUUAUGGAUUUUAUGAUGAAUGCAAAAGGAGAUUCAAUGUCCGGCUUUGGAAGAUAUUUACAGACUGCUUUAAUUGUUUGCCUGUUACUGCACUUAUAGAUGAAAAGAUCCUUUGCAUGCAUGGAGGGCUUUCCCCAGAGCUAAAUAGUUUGGACCAAAUAACAGAAAUUCAACGGCCCACAGACAUUCCAGAUAGUGGUUUGCUAUGUGAUUUGCUUUGGUCUGAUCCUGAUCCUAGAAUAAAGGGUUGGUCAGAGAGUGAUCGAGGUGUUUCGUGCACUUUUGGGGCUGAUACUGUUGCAGAGUUUUUGGGGAAAAAUGAUUUAGACCUCAUUUGCCGAGGCCAUCAGGUGGUAGAAGAUGGAUAUGAAUUCUUUGCAAAGCGAAGGCUUGUAACAAUAUUUUCAGCUCCAAAUUACGGUGGAGAGUUUGACAAUGUAGGUGCUCUAUUAAGUGUUGAUGAGCAACUAGUAUGUUCUUUUGAAAUAUUAAAGCCAGCAACAACCCCGAAGUUGCCCCUUAAGAAGCCCCCAAAGAUUGGAGGAUCCUGAAAUUUUAGACGGGGUGGGUGUAUAUGGAGAAAUAGCAGAGUAAAUAGGGAUUACACCAGCACCAUUCUUGAUUUUAUGUGUUGGUUUGCAAGCUUUCUGCAGAGGAAGCUGUUCUUCGUAGGCAUGGUGGAUUCGAACCCUUGUUUGUUAUUGAAACUUGUUGAUAGCUUACCACUUGGAGACCAUAUUAUGUUAAGGAAACUAUCUGUAUAUUGGCAGCAUGAGAUAUCUUCUGAUAAUUUAAAAUUUACCUGGUUGGCUUCACUUGACACCCUUCAUUUGUUCCCUGUUUUUUGUAAUUAGCAUUGAAAUCUUAAAUUUCUGAUAUGAAUAUUUCUUUAGUCUAUUUUGUAAUUUGUAGUUAUGAUAAUGCAUUCCUUAAAUUUGCUGUGUUCAAA